AUGGACACAAGUACCAAUACUAGUAUGGUCACAGUUUCUCUUCCUUCUUCCCAACCACAACAACCACAACCUCAACAUCCAACUGAAACAUUCUUGAACUCCCCUAAUCACAUCACUAGUUCAUCGCUCUCCUCUCAUAACCGCAACAACAACAAUUACUACAACACCAACAAUAAUCAUAUCAAUUCUCAACCAAUGAUGACAUCCAUGAUGAUGACAAACACUAAUCAUCCACAACAACCUGCUUCAUGGAAUACACAAGUAGUUUCAAGUCACUCGGUUCAUCCUUCCAUGACGAAUAACAACAAUCAUUCAGUGAAUGUGUUCCAUCCAUCACCUGCCAAUUAUAAUUCUCAACAACCUUUUAUGACUCCCAAUAUGCAACAUUCAUCAUCUUUUCAUUCCUCUCCUUCUUCUUCUUCCAAUUCUUACAAUUCAAAUAAUUCCACGAUGCAUGUGGUCCAUUCCAAUCAUAUUUCAAAUAAUUCCCAUCCACUAAAUCAUUAUCAAUUUCCAGUUCAACAACAACAACAACAACAUUACUCUUCCAAACAACAACACCAACCACAACAACAAUAUUUACAUGUAAAUAAUAAUUAUGCAAACAACAACAAUAUGGAAGCUUCACACAAGAUGUUGCCAUCAAUUUCAGAAUGGUUCCGAGGUGGUCAUGUGAAUGAAUUGACACCACCUGCAUCAUCACAAGAAACUUGUUCACACAAUGUUUCUUCUUCAACAAACACUUCUUCCAUUCUCAUGACUUUGAAUCAAAAGAAUGUACAACAACCUCCCUCUUAUGAUGUUCAAUAUUCACAACAGCAACAACAACCAUCCAAUUCCAUAACAAGAAUGCAACUCUCUUGCUCACCUCCUCAACAACAUCAUGAGAAAUCAACAUCACCACGAAUUGUACAAUCCAAGUCUCUUUUACGAUCCAAUUCAGACUCUAGCGGAAGCUCAAUGUCACCCAAUCAUUCUUCUUCUCAUAAUUCCAUUCACAACUUUAAAACAAUGAUUAUGGCCACGCCGAGUGCGACUUCUUCUCAAACAUGUACAGGUAACCAAACUCAGCAAGCUGUCACCAGUCAAAUUGUUUCCAGUUGUCCGAAUGAGAAUGUGCGAAAGCCAAACAGAGGAAAGGCUCCCAAUAGACAAUCCCAUAUCUCGAACACUGUAAAUGCUGCAAAUGAAUCGACUGGUGUCGUUCAUACAACACAACAACCAAACACAUGUGUGAACAACCGUCCGUCGACGUUCCAAGAUCAACAGUCGAUCAUGCAAGCAACAACAACAGCCAACCAAAUGGAUCUUUCACAUGCUUCACCAGUUAAAGUAGCAACUACCGUGUCGGUUGUGGAAACUCGACCUGAUAAGCGUCACAAUAGCAGCAACAUUUCACAACAAGAACAACCUGAAAACAAAAAAGAUGGUAUUGUGUUGGUCAUUGAGAAUGUAGAAAGUAUCAAGCAAUACAUUGCAGAGAAGGAAAUGGCUCAACAACAACACUCCUCAAAUUCUGGAUCACAUUCUCGAAGAAUUUCAGCAAAAGAGGUUUGGAACUCGAUCGCUGCUGCCACCGCUGCUAACAAUGGCAAAUUUCCCAAUGAAAAUAAGAUUAAGAAACAGUCCAAGAUGAAGCAUAGUAGAGCAAAUUCUCCAAUGAGCAUGGGAAGUGGUUCAGUAUCUCCGUCGGUGCUUGAACGACGAUUUAGUAAUGUUUCAUUAUUUGAGAAACUUUCAUUAGAAGAUGCAGAUAUGAAAACAAGUAUCAUUUCCUCGACGUCCCUUCAACAAGAUCACAACAUGACGAAUCACAUGUCCAAUGGAAUGAAUAAUAAUCAUUUACAGUGUCACAACACGACGACAGGACCAUUCAUGUCUCAAAAUGCAAACCCAUCUCCUCAACAGCAACAAUAUCUUCAGUCACCUCAAACACAACAACCAUCGCCUAUUCAACCAACAACGAACACUUCAUCCAAUGUCCACUUAUUAGGGAAUGAAUUUGUGGACUUUUCUAAGGGAGAACAUGAAAUUCAAAAGAAAACUCGAGGUGAAAAAGUAUACAAAUUCAAAAUGAUAAAAUUUUAA
Molecule: messenger RNA, 2088 nt
Organism: Naegleria lovaniensis
Lineage: Eukaryota; Heterolobosea; Eutetramitea; Acrasida; Naegleriidae
Exons: 1
Coding region: 1-2088 (695 amino acids)
Source: RefSeq, a predicted model, not a curated record